UGGGAUUUUCCGUCACUGAACCGCAAGUAACUUAAAAACUGGACAAUUAUUUUUAAAUUUUUAUUUUCAAACGAAGCCCACUCUACAGAUGGCAACGCCGUCAAUCUUUAAUUGCAGGCAAAGUAUGAGCGGCUUUAAUUCUCUCGUCAUCGAUAAUCCUCCCAGAUCCGCUGCCUCCGCCUGAAAUGCCGAAACUUUCUCUUCCACGCUUUAUAACGACGUGCAGAUUCAUGGGUUUUAGACAGCUGCAUUUGGAGGAGUUUACAUGUUUCCUCGAUGGCAUUGCUAUCUUUAAGUAUGGUUGUGACACAUUUGGCAGUGCAGCUGAUCUGAAUUUCACAAGGAACCAUGGGCUCAAACGCAAGAAUAUUCUCAGGAUCAAGAGCAAUAUUACAUGAUAACAUUGAUGAAGAAAUUGGUGAUGUGGAGAAAGAUGUUGAAAGGGCUGUUCGGGAGCAUGGGUUUAUAAAAGUGCGCAACCAGGCUCUGAUUUCUGGAUUGGCAUAUUGUCUUUCCUCAUGCAGUAUGAUACUGCUUAAUAAAAUUGUCCUCUCAGGCUAUAAUUUAAAUGCAGGAAUAUCACUAAUGUUUUACCAGAACCUUGUGAGUGUGGCAAUUGUGCGUCUCCUGACAGUAUUUGGGGUAAUUUCAACUGAACCACUCACUUGGAAGCUUGUCCAAGUCUGGUUUCCAGUUAAUAUCGUCUUUGUUGGGAUGCUUGUAACAGGUAUUUUCAGUCUGAAAUAUAUAAAUGUUGCAAUGGUGACAAUUUUGAAGAAUAUAACAAACAUCAUAACAGCUUUGGGAGAGAUAUAUUUAUUCAACAAGUAUCAGAAUUGCAAAAUAUGGGGUGCUCUCAUUUUGAUGGUUAUCUCUGCAGUUAGUGGAGGGAUUACAGAUCUUUCUUUUCAUGCAGUGGGCUAUGCUUGGCAAAUUUUAAAUUGUUUUUUCACAGCAGCUUAUUCGCUAACAUUACGCAAAGUCAUGGAUGAAGCAAAGCAACAAACAAAAAGUGGAAAUUUGAAUGAAUUUUCCAUGGUCUUACUAAACAAUUCUCUAUCACUACCUUUGGGACUUACACUUAUUAUAGUUUUUGAUGAAUGGGAGUACCUAUAUUCUUCUCCUAUACUUAGAAUACCAAUGUUUUGGGUGGUGGUAACUGCAAGUGGAUUGCUGGGCCUUGCUAUCAGCUUCACAUCAAUGUGGUUUUUGCAUCAAACAGGCCCUACAACAUAUAGUUUGGUUGGAUCAUUGAAUAAGAUUCCUUUAUCAAUUGCUGGGAUCAUGCUAUUCAAAGUUCCCACGAGCCUUCCAAAUCUGUUGAGCAUAUCUUUUGGUCUUUUUGCGGGAAUAUUCUUUGCUAAAGCAAAAAUGUCUUGAUGUAAUGUUGAUUUUACAAUGUUUUGUUUAAAGGACUGGGGAUUUUAAAAGGCCCACUCUUUCCUAGAUCUCAUUGGUGGAAUAUUUAAUCUUUGAAAUUGUUACCCUUUAUAAGCUCAGAAACUUAUUUGCAGUGGAAAUUUUCCUUCCUCUGGACAUCCAGUUUCUGAUGUCAACACACGGCUUCAAAAUACUUCUACAAUCCAGGAGUAAUUGUUGGAAGCUUGCAUUAUUCUUCUGUUGUAGCAAUAAACGGCACAUUGAACAUCAUGUUCUAUUGAGAAAUCCAGUAAUCUGUCUGUUCAACCUUUUAAUCAAUUAUGUCAAGAUGGUUUCAACAGUUGGUUGACAUUUCUUCUGGAUCUGUGUAUGUGAAAUCUGAUUUCAAUAGCGAUUACCAUUUCUUUA
This is a messenger RNA of Cryptomeria japonica (Japanese cedar), 1788 nucleotides long. RefSeq names its product GDP-mannose transporter GONST1. Bases 349 to 1380 code for a protein of 343 amino acids. Gene Ontology annotation, cellular component: Golgi apparatus. The record is from RefSeq and is a predicted model, not a curated record. Lineage: Eukaryota; Viridiplantae; Streptophyta; Pinopsida; Cupressales; Cupressaceae. Gene Ontology annotation, molecular function: GDP-mannose transmembrane transporter activity; antiporter activity. The transcript is spliced from 10 exons.